Messenger RNA from Argentina anserina (silverweed cinquefoil), 687 nucleotides. RefSeq lists its product as uncharacterized. Lineage: Eukaryota; Viridiplantae; Streptophyta; Magnoliopsida; Rosales; Rosaceae. The record is from RefSeq and is a predicted model, not a curated record. The transcript has 6 exons. Bases 81 to 428 code for a protein of 115 amino acids.
AGAGAGAGAGCUUUGGUGGUUUGGCUGCUCAUCGGUUUACAGAGAGGUGGCGGAAGAGUUUGUUUCUGACUUUCGGUUUUAUGCGAAGAUCUUAUUUAUGGUUUUUGCUGCUGUUUGUCCCUGUGUUGCUCUUUCUACUUUCACUGUUGUUAUCUCCUUCAGUGGGUGAUAGUGCAACUUUCAAGGUUUCUUUAACUAAAAGUAAAUCAGCUAUGCCACGGCAACCCCGCCAGCGCAAAUUAUCUACAAGAAUGCAGUUUUUUGAACAUGUUUUUCAUGAAGGUGAAAAUCAAGUGCCAAUUGAGACAGAACCCGCUUCUGCAUAUCUUUCUGAUAACAGAGUUAAUAUGACAGAUUUUGCAUGCCAACAUAGAUCUUUUGGGCAAUAUGUUUUUGCCAAAAAAAUCUGGAAAUUUAGAGCUGACUGAAGGGACUACAGUUUGCAACAAUACAUCAGCUGACAGUUUAAUUGGUGGGUCAGUUAUUUCGUACUUGCUUUUGGUUAACAAGAGCUUCCUAAUCAACUGUGCGUUUAGCCAAUUAAAAGGGACAAGUAAGUUUACCUCAUUACACUUCUUAGUGUAUGAUGUCACUGUCAUGAUUUUUGUCCUAAUGCGAUACUGUAAGGACCAAUAACAGCUUUGGUUUGCAAUUUCCUUCAUUGUCAAGUUAUUGAUCAGUAAGUUU